AUGCUCACCACCAACGAUCUCCCGGCCCUCGAUGUCAACAGCUACGACUAUAUCAUCGUCGGCGGAGGCACCGCCGGCUGCGUCAUUGCCGCUCGCCUGGCUCAGUACUUGCCCAACAAGCGUGUUCUUGUCAUCGAGGGUGGUCCCAGCGACUUCAUGGAUGACCGCGUCCUGAACCUGAAAGAAUGGCUCAACUUGCUCGGCGGCGAGCUGGACUAUGACUACCCCACCACUGAACAGCCCAUGGGUAACAGCCAUAUCCGCCACUCCCGCGCAAAGGUGCUAGGCGGAUGCUCCAGCCACAACACUCUCAUUUCGUUCCGGCCAUUUGAGUAUGACUGCCGCAACUGGGUGGCCAAGGGUUGUAAGGGCUGGGACUUUGAGACCUUCACCCGCAUCAUCGACAACCUGCGCAACACCAUUCAGCCAGUGCAUGCUCGCCACCGCAACCAACUGUGCAAGGACUGGAUUCAGGCUUGCUCCACCACUAUGAACAUCCCCAUCAUUGAGAACUUCAACGACGAUAUCCGCAACAAGGGUGAACUGACCGAGGGUGUGGGCUUCUUUAAUGUCUCCUACAACCCGGAUGACGGCCGUCGCAGCAGCGCUAGUGUCGCUUACAUCCACCCCAUCCUCCGAGGCGAGGAGAAGCGACCCAACCUGACCAUCCUCACCAACGCCUGGGUCUCCAAGAUUAACAUCGAAGGGGACGCCGUCACUGGUGUCAAUGUGACCCUCCAGUCUGGUGUGAAGCACACCCUACGUGCGAAGCGGGAGACUAUCCUGUGCGCCGGGGCGGUGGACACUCCGCGCUUGAUGAUGUUGUCCGGUCUGGGCCCGCGCGAGCAACUGUCUUCCCUGGGUAUUCCCGUGGUCAAGGACAUUCCCGGUGUUGGUGAGAAUCUGCUGGAUCACCCGGAGAGUAUCAUUCUCUGGGAACUUAACCGGCCUGUGCCCGCAAACCAGACCACCAUGGACUCGGAUGCGGGAAUUUUCCUGCGCCGUGAACUGCCCAACGCCGCCGGCUUUGACGGCCGUGCCGCCGAUAUGAUGAUGCACUGCUACCAGAUCCCCUUCACUCUCAACACCACUCGCCUGGGAUACGACGAGCCCGUGAAUGCCUUCUGCAUGACACCUAACAUCCCGCGUCCGCGCUCUCGUGGUCGCCUCUAUCUGACCUCGGCUGAUCCAACCGUAAAGCCCGCACUAGACUUCCGCUACUUUACCGACCCGGAGGGUUACGACGCCGCGACUAUUGUGGCUGGCCUCAAGGCAGCCCGUGAGAUUGCCCAGCAGUCACCAUUUAAGGACUGGAUCAAGCGCGAAGUGGCCCCUGGACCCAAGGUUCAGACUGAUGAAGAGCUGUCUGAGUACGGCCGUCGCGUGGCCCAUACUGUGUACCACCCGGCAGGUACCACCAAGAUGGGUGACGUGGUUCGCGACCCUCUGGCGGUCGUGGACCCCCAACUGAAGAUUCGGGGCGUGAAGAACGUCCGCAUCGCCGAUGCCGGUGUCUUCCCGGACAUGCCCAGCAUUAACCCCAUGGUCACCGUGCUGUCGAUUGGCGAGCGAGCGGCCGAGCUCAUUGCCGAGGACGCUGGCUGGACUCGCUCGCAGCCCCGUCUGUAG
Molecule: messenger RNA, 1629 nt
Organism: Penicillium alfredii
Lineage: Eukaryota; Fungi; Ascomycota; Eurotiomycetes; Eurotiales; Aspergillaceae
Product: GMC family oxidoreductase
Exons: 2
Coding region: 1-1629 (542 amino acids)
Molecular function (GO): flavin adenine dinucleotide binding; oxidoreductase activity, acting on CH-OH group of donors
Source: RefSeq, a predicted model, not a curated record